CCUCACGUCCGACUGUCAGACUUCCAGCGCAGAGGGCAGCAGUGUGCGCGUCUCCUGCGCAUGCUUUGGUUUAAAGAUACCCAGAGGAAGAUUCUUGGAGCACGCAAAGCUCAGUUUAUUGUUGUCACUGAAGUACUGACAUUCAGCGCCAAUCUGUUCAGUGUUUGCAGAAACAUAAUUUCUGCGUAAUGGAUUCGCAUCCGCGUCAACCUCCACCUAGGCUCAGCAUACCUCCAAUGCUUACCGUGCAGCAGCCUUUUGACGGCAGGCAACCUAUGUUUUCACCUGUUCUUCCUACUGCUCUCCAGCAUAAUUUUCAUCCUCAACCCUACUUUAUGAAUGGUCCUCCGCUGCAAACACCUAUGCAAACCUUUUUUUCUCAUCAACCACCUCCUGCUCCCGCUCGUCCCACCUACGCGAAUCACCAAGGACAUGCAAGCAUAUCUCAUUUUCCUGGUUACCCACCACCGAGUGCCAUUCCCAUGACUCCCUUGGGUUCUGCUUUUCCACCACACAUGGGCCCGCCAUUUGGACAACCCUUUAUUCCUCGGAAUAGAAGAACUCCAAGCGUUAGCAUAGGUGGUCCGCCAAAAGCACCGCUCGGAGGACCAGGGCGUAAGCAUAGCCCCUUGCCUCCUCCACAUGCUGCACCCACUCCAGCCCCAAAGGGUAAAAAGGUUGUCGUAAAUAUACCAGUGGAGACAAUUCCCGGCGAUAUUGGAGAACUGUCAACGCGUCCGCCAUGGGCACGAACACCGGUAGCUGCAUUGAACGUAGAAGAGCCAGAGGUUAUCGCGCCUGAGAUAACCUCAAUUGAGCUCUAUCCACCAGAAUCGUGGCGGCUAGACAUCCCUGAUACGGUGGACGUAUUUCUUCCUGGCAAGGCUGCGUGGGACGCUAUAAAACUGAAUGUUAUCGAACAGAAGCUUGAGAGGCUGGGUGUAGAGAGAGGUUCAGGAAGUACCCUUCCAAUCCACGCCCCUCAUGCACGUGCAUCAUCGAUUUCAUCUCCUGCCGACCCGUCCCUGCUGCACUUCAAGUUGAAUAAAUUGCAGCAGUCACAGACUGCAUCCUCACUGAAUUCACUGUCGCAUUCGCCUCAGCCACUAUUCAAUUUGUCUCCCUCUCCCCAACAACUUCCUCCCCGAUUCCAAAACAGGCAUGGUCACAGUCUGUCCCUUGCACACCCUCCGUUCCACGAAAAUUUCUACAUUCCAAGCGCGGCAUUCAAUCCUUUUGGGCCGAACGCAGUCCUCGGCUCCGACAGCAUCGAAACAAACUUCUCUGCCGAACCAUUCCCUGCUCCUAUCGAAGGUAUUCAUGCUCCGCAAGGUCGCGUCCCAGUUUCUGUUCCGUCUCUUAUUCCUUCUGGUAUCUCUCGCGGAAGCAGUCGUCCUGAUUUCGUACGCGGGUUUGGCCUCGACAUCCCGGAGGAGGAAGAGCCUCCGGAGGAAGAAGUACCUGCUGACACAGACGACAAUGCUGUAAUUGAUAUGGACGGACUUGAUGGUCAAGAUUCAGGGAGAGAUGCGACAACGGUUGCGCUGAGCAGGUUGCACUCGAGGCAUGUGUCACGACUGUCGGCUGCGCUAUCAUUACGGUCAGUUGGUGGCGUCACGGAAGGCGCUAUGUCUGAGGUUAAGUUGGUGCCCAUUCGGAGUCCGGCUGGCAACCCAGGCAUUGAUGACCUUGACAAAGAGGCAGUUGGAGAGUGGACGGGAUCGGAGGACAUGCACGUAGAUAAGGAACAAUCAGACGAUGAGGAGAGCAUUGGCGAGUGGUCGAACCCCUCGGACGAAGAGCGGGCUCGUCAAAAUCGGGUUCAACGCCGUAUUUUGCGCCAAAGGAAACAUGAAGCUGAGAAACCCAGACGUCUCCCAAACUUUCCUGUUCCCCCAGGUGGUGGGCUGGGCAUGUCUUUGCGUGGUGACUACGAUCUUGUCUCGAAUCCAAGCGAGGAGGAUCACCGAGGAGAACUGCAUACGGCAUUUCUCGGCGUGGAUCCGUCAGAUUUCCCAGUUAGACCGUUGUCGGCGUCUACAACUGGAAGGCGACCUCUCCCCCCUCUCCCCCACUCCCGUGGUCAAUCAGGACAAUACUCGGUACAUGACCCCGCCCUCGCUCACUCGCGAAAUGUCUCGGAGCAGCUCGACGUCCACAGUGAAGGACCGGCCCCUAUCCCACAGUCAUCUUCAUCUGGGGCGCUCAAUCCACACGCGAAGCCUUUCGUGUUUGGUUCAGCCAGGCAAUCUGGUUCAUGGUCCCUUGAGGCGGCACCGCUGCAGGUUCCCGCUCUUAGCCAUACACGCAUUCCAUCCCUCGGAAAGCCACUCAACGCGGCUGCACAAGAGUUCAAGCCUACAGGGUUCACAUUUCGUCCGCCACCUGGGGUGCCUCGUAUGGCCUUCCCCGCACCUGAGCCUUCACGGCCUCUGCCGGUCCCGCCGGCACGUGCUCAACAGGGACGGGAGAAAAGGCAGCGUCGUGGAUCCUGCUCAUCAUUUGAUGAAGAUGAGGAUGAUAGUGGCAAGGAGAAUAUGGCCUCAUUUAGAUUCCCUACAUUGGGCGAGACUCCGCGCAGCCGUCGCUCUGCUCCUACAUCGCCAUGGACGUUGGGAUCGAGAGAUUUCAACACAAGUGCUGGGCCACUGCAACCUCUCACGUUUUCUGGGUUCUCCACUCUUGCCUUGCCUGAUGAAGAUGGAGCGCAGGAGAUUGAGAUAUCUGGACACGCACAGACAACCGGCAACUUUGAAUCACCCCAGAACGAUGACUUCCUUGGCAUUCCAAGCACGUUCCCAUCGAUUGCACCUACGAGGCCGAAACGCGCACCUAUCCCGUUAGAUUUCAAGAAUCCUACCCCCAGCAACACACUGCCUGCUGGUGUCUUCAAAGCUCUGGUGGGUGAUGAGAAAACUCGCCGUACUGUGCGCUCUCGGCUGAGUUCCCGCGAGAUAUUCGAGCACUCGCAGCGGCCGUCCCUCGACGAUCUUGCAGCGCCCGCCAUAUCGAUGUUACAGCAACGUUCGCAAUCGCGGCUUGUCACUGACCCCGGACUUCAACGUCAACCGUUUGAGUCUCCUGACAUAUUUACGCCUGCUAUCAAACGUCGCUCCUCGUUGCCUGCAUUGCAUAGCGCCCAUAACUCUCACACCUCGGAGCUUUCAAAUGUUUCUAUUCCUGCCCUUAAUCUCACGAAGCGUCUCAAGGCGCAAGCUUUAGAGGAUAAAAUUGAGGCAUCAUUGACCGAGAAAUUCCAAGCGCUCAGAGUCGAGCUCGCUCGGGACAGAACGUCGACGAGUGGACCAUCCAUCAGCCCUGCUACAGAAGAUAUGAUCACGGAGGUUGUUGGCUUGUUCCGUACCCAGCUCCAGGAGUCUGCUGCUCGUGGCCUCGACGAUAGCCAGAUGGACGCCCGUGGCGAACUGGACCUUGCAGUCAUCCGCGAUGUGUUGCGCGAGCUCGUGAAUCGCCUCGAGCAAGUUAUACCUACGGGAUCAUCUACAGAUGUUGUUGCCGCUCUGGAACCAUUGAAGAAGAACAUGCAGGACAUUCUUGACAACAUUGGGCAGCUGUCGUCACAAAUCGACAAACACUCUGGUCCUUUCGCAGACAAACCUGAACGGCUAGCCCUGAUUGGUGAUAUCAUGACUGCUCUGGCACCCACCUUCAUGGCCCUGCGACCUGAAGCUGUCGACUAUAAUACCCUCACAGCCCAGCUCAGUCAAGCCGUCAAGCCGAACAUCGAGCAGUUGAUUGACCUCGCAGCCGACAAACGGGAGACCGCCGGGUUGAUCGUGGACAGCAUCAUACCUCUGCUGCCCAAGGUGACGCUGGAUACUGAAGAGGUGAUUGCCCAAAUCACUACUGAAGUUCGCCGUGUCAUUGCCCCCAUCGACGCGCAUGAAAUCAAGGAACAAGUGGCUGAUCUAGUGGUGGAGCGUCUGGACUCUCGUCUUGCUGUUCGUGACAAGGCUUUCAACGUUGAAGUCGUUUCAGGCAAAGUCGCAGAGGGAGUCUCUGGCCUGCUCCAUUCGAUUAAUGAUGUGAUUCCCAAGCUAGAUGCUCUGGGUGAGGCUCAGCAAUUCAUAGUCCAAAAGAGCGAUGAAAUUGCCCUGAAACACACUGAUCUCCAUGCCGUUGUCGCCAGCUUCCCUGCUCAACUUGAUGAUAUCAAGUGCGCUAUGCGGUUAAGCAGUCAAGAGCUGCAAGCCCAAGCGUCGCCGCAGAGUAAUGAAGAAGUCCUAUCGGCUAUCCACCGGUUGGAGGUUGCUAUCAACUCCCUGGCUAGCACCCAUCUGCCCUCCUCAACACAAAACGACGAGCUUCUCUCGAUGCACAAGUCCCUCCGCGAGGAUCUUUCUGAACGCAUGGAUGCGCUACCUGAGGCGUUACAUGUAGCCGGACGCCUCGAAAGAGACCAGGAAGAGAUUCGUAAACUCAAGGCAGCGAAUGCUGAACACCAGGCACAUGUGGCAAAGGCUCGUGGAGCCCAUGGCCAAGUCCGGGUGGAGAAAGACAACCUCGCUGAACGCCUCAAGGAUAUUGAGUCUGAGAGAGAUAGGCUCCGUGCUCAGGUUGAAGAACUCCAGAGUGCUAUCAAAACCCAGAGCACAGAUAUUGCUGCCGUCGGGUCGCGGAAUUCUGAACUAGAGGGAGCGCUUUCCCAAAGCCUUGCACGCCUUAAAGCUUCAGAUGUUGCAACACAUACCAAUCAAGAACGAAUUAGCGAAUUGGAGAAGGCGAACAAGGAGGCAUUGGCUGAGCAAGCCAACCUCAAUUCCAAGGUUGCGGAAUUGGACGCAUCAGUGAAGCUUGUGACACAUGAGAAGGCCUUGGCUGUGCAUACUUUUGAACUCCUCCAGAAAGAGCACGAGCAUCUGCUUUCACAACAGAGCCAUUGGGACGACCUCCAUCGCGCGGCAGAACAAAUUGGCAUGCUCACUACCCUUAUGGACCAGGCUAGCAAUGAAGAACUUAAGGAACUCCGACGCACGAGUCGCAUCCUUGAAAGCGAGCACGCAGCGCUUCAAAAGCGUUUCAGGGAACAGGAACACAAAGUUUCCAACGCUGAACGCACUGCAAUCGCCGCCAGGCAGAACUUGGUCCAAGCCCAACAGCGUUCCUCUGAGUGGGAGAACCGCGCGAGCGAGUAUGAGGAGCAAGUUCAUGCUCAACUUGAUGCGGAUUAUUCCUUUGUAAAGCUUCAACUGGAAGAAAAGGAAGCAGAGGACCGCUUGGUUAAGGACCGAGAACAAAAGUUACGCGAUCAGGUUGCAAACUUCGAGGCUCAAGUUGCUCGGCUUGAAACUGACCUUUCGAAGGCCAAGGCGACCCCAGCUCCAUCUAUGGCGUCCUCAUAUAUCAAAAUUGGACAUACAGAGUCUCCCCCACGUCCUGAUUCGCGUUCAAGUACUGUCUGUUCUGGAGACAGAUCAAGUACACCAGUUGCGCAGAUGAAUGGCUCUAGCCUACCUCGUAACGAUACUCCUCCUAAAUCAUCUCCGUCCGUUCGGGACUCAAUGCAUGCACCACGUACAUUUUCCCAGUUUGGUUCCGUCGUACCUGCCACUCCUCAGCCCAGGCGACUCAUCGGAGCAUAUCGACCUCAAUCUGUUGUCUCUCAAUACUCCUCGCGGUCAGUGGCAUCCCCGACGCCAAGUACAGUUUCAAUCAUACCGGACGACGAUGGCUGGUACUCGUAACUCGUUCGAUACCAUCCGCAUUUGCUCAUUUCGACCUCAUGAUAUCCUGAUCUAAUCGAUGGUCUUGCUUUUUAGCCUUAGUUUUGCCGCAUUUCCUUUAUAUAUCCAUUCAUUUCA
Molecule: messenger RNA, 5822 nt
Organism: Suillus subalutaceus
Lineage: Eukaryota; Fungi; Basidiomycota; Agaricomycetes; Boletales; Suillaceae
Exons: 9
Coding region: 189-5705 (1838 amino acids)
Source: RefSeq, a predicted model, not a curated record